AUGGCGCUCGCAACGCGGAAACCCUCAGGUCGUCGAUCGAGAGCCCCUUCGCGGCCUCGACGACCGAAGGAUCCAUCUUUGGCGGGCUGUUGCAAAAGAUUCACUGCGUUCAUGUUCUCACACAUCGGGCUGUGCGCCCUGGUUGUCGCGUAUUCGAUCUUCGGCGCGUUCGUGUUCCGACAUCUCGAAGCACAUCACGAGGACCAGAAGGCGCAGGAGGUCCAGGAGCUCCGGGACUCGACCAUAGACCAUUUGUGGAGCAUCACCAUCGAACUAAAUGUGCUAUUCAAGGAAAACUGGACUAUGUCGGUGCAGCAAGUUAUGCGGAACUUUUCCUCGGAGCUCGUCCGCCACGUGAAAGAAGGAUACGACGGCAAGGAGGCAGGAAAAGAAGGAACCCAGUGGUCACUUGGGAGCGCCUUUCUCUACUCACUCACUGUCAUCACCACCAUCGGUUACGGGAACAUAUCUCCGAAAACAGCCGAGGGAAGAGUCGCUACCAUUCUAUACGCGCUGGUGGGAAUUCCAUUGAUGCUGCUCUACCUCACAAAUAUAGGAGACUUGUUGGCGAAGGCAUUCAAGUAUUCAUACGUGAGGUGAGUGCUUUCGAAGCACAGAAAAGGCGCUACUGGGACUAGUCUCCGACGAGCUCCCGGAGGACGAACAGAUUGCAGGAUUGCUCAAAAACUAUGCUUCUGCCGGGGCUCGAGAAAAGAUCAGAAAGCACUCAGAAUGCCACGAGGACAUUUCAACUACAAUCAGUCAGAAAAUCUCACACCAUUGGGUCCAAACGCAUCCAAAGCAAUGCUCAAGACUCCUUCGCUCAAACUGGAUCUGCACGAUCUUCAGCUGACGACCGCGUACAAUUAUCCGCUAGCGGGCCAGGGAUAUCCUUCCCAGCACAGCAGCGGUAGCGAAUAUUACAGGUCAACGGAUCGAGUCUCUGUGCCAAUCAGCCUCUGCAUGGCGAUUAUAACACUGUACAUAUGUGCCGGUGCUUUUCUGUUCUCCUUCUGGGAGAAGGAAUGGGACUACCUCGAAGGGUCAUACUUCUGCUUCGUGACGCUUUCUACUAUUGGCUUCGGGGACCUGGUUCCCGGUCAGAGUAUCGAGGGUUCGGAACAGAAGUUAGCCAUCUGCUCCAUUUAUCUGCUCACUGGUCUCGCUCUGAUAGCCAUGUGUUUCAACCUAGUGCAGGAACAGGUUGUUUACAAAUUGCGGAAAAUGGGGAAGCAUCUCGGUGUUGUCUCGGACUCCGAGCUGGACACCAGUGAUCUCGAAUGA
This is a messenger RNA of Galendromus occidentalis (western predatory mite), 1284 nucleotides long. Its product is annotated as two pore potassium channel protein sup-9-like. Gene Ontology annotation, cellular component: plasma membrane. The record is from RefSeq and is a predicted model, not a curated record. Gene Ontology annotation, molecular function: potassium ion leak channel activity; outward rectifier potassium channel activity. Gene Ontology annotation, biological process: potassium ion transmembrane transport; stabilization of membrane potential. The transcript has 7 exons. NCBI's taxonomy places the organism in Eukaryota, Metazoa, Arthropoda, Arachnida, Mesostigmata, Phytoseiidae.